AUGGAGAAACGUGAGAGGAACUCUGGAAAGUCCCCUGUUUCGGCUAGCAAAAGGCCGAAGCUGUCGCUCAAGCACAAAAAAACAUCAUACUUUCUUCCACAAAAUACAUUAGCAUACAAUCCGCAGAGCUCCAUACUGGACAAGAAUAACAAAAUACAUGCCCCAAAGGAUAGGCUCCUUGAAGAACUGCGCAAAAAAGGACCAGAAUCCACGAACCCUAGCAUCAAGGACUCUAGUACUGAAAACGUGCUGGAGUCUUUCACUCCUGAACCAACAGAAACGGGCCAGAUAUCGAAAACCCACGUCCAAUCUACAAAAUUGUAUGACAGAUCUUUAGAACAGCACAGCUCAGACGACAGCUUUGAAGGCGUCAGGUGGCAACCAACAACCAGUCCAAAUAAAUAUGCCCGUCCGAUUCUUUCUUCGCCAUUGAAAAACGCAGAUCUCGGAGACAGAUCACUUAGAAACGUGUUGACAGCAGAAACCGUGGUGAAUGAACUAACAGACUCCGUACUUUGUAAGUACGGCUUGGGAAUGCAGAACACCUUAUCUCAAACUCCGAAAAAUCACCGAACAAGCCUGGAUGUAGCUAAAUCGACUCUAGAUAUGUCGCCUACACUUACACGAUCCAAAUCGUUUGAUCCGCGCAGUUUACAAACUACCUCCACAUCCUUAAGUUCUGAACUGGCCAAAGUCUCCAAUCUAAAUAUUUGGUUGGAUAAAUUUCAGGGCCCUGGCCACGUUACAAAAGCACCUCUGGAGCCUCCAAUGAAAGCUAUCCAAAAUCUGCACGUACCAUCCACUAAUUCUAAUGACGACGCGUCUCUGGAAGAAGACCCUUUCUUAGACGAUGACACAUUUCUUGCAGACUUGAAAAUUGAACUGUUCACAACUCAAGGAAUACCUUUUCAGCAAGCCCCCGCCAGCAAAUUGGAUACUCCAACAGAGUUGGCUCAUGAUGCAGAAAGCGCAUCAAUUUUGCAUCGGGAUAGUCCCAAAUCAUUAUCACAAAGACAAUCAGCUCUAAAAGCUUCAACACUGUCAGCAUCAUCGCCAACAGUCUCGACAACGGCAUCGCCAAAUGCAUCACCAAAUACAUCCUUAAAUGCAUCACCAAAGAAUAGCUCUCCUCAAAUCAUUCCAGAAGAGUCAGAUCCUUUUUCAGAUGAUCUCGAUGUUGUUGCCAUCGAAAAAAGUGCUGUGGCAACACAAGCGACCUCGGAACCUACUUUGCCAACUAAAAAUGGAAAAAGAAACACCGGCAGAUUGUCCCCUUCGCCUGAUUCUUUCGAGGAAGAAAAUGUCGGUGCUAAGUUAUCAUAUACCCGUGCUGAUUUUGUUCGAUACCAAAUCAUGUCGAUCAUGCAAACCACAUAUCCACAUCAAAACUUCAAAAGGAAACAGCUCAUAUUAACUGUGGCUGAUGCGGAUGAGCAGACGACGAAAAUUGUAAUUCGUGGGGACUCGGCAGAACUCAAUUUUCAAGAGGGUGAUAUCAUCAAUAUUAUCAUCACCAGCCCCGAGUCUCCUAAGCUAGUUGAUAAUAAUAACAAUCUCAUAAUCUGGAAUCCUGAUACUUUAAUAUCAUCUACUGUCGUUGCAGACCAAUUAUUUUGUCCCAGAAAGACAGUUAUGAACAAACGAUAUGUGUUUCCUGGCGAAGCAACUAUUCCGUUGAUUGUGGGAACAACAGUACAUGAGAUAUUUCAGGCAUGUUUUAUUACAGAACAAUCCUCCCCAGAGUACAUGGAACAGCUUUUGGAAGUGGAAACUAAACGACGUCUCUUGGAAAUCUAUUCCAUGGGAGAUGUGCUUGAGGAGACUAAGGAUCGGAUCCGGAAACAUUUCUCCUUUAUUGAAAAAUGGUUCAACACGUUUUUCAAGAAACCACCUUCCAUUAUUCCAACUAAUAAGCACCAGCAAAAUAUCAAGUUUUCGGUCGCUGAUGUACUUGAUGUGGAGGAAAGUAUAUGGUCGCCGAUGUUUGGAAUAAAAGGUAUGGCUGACGUUACUUUGAAAGCAAAUCUAGAAGGUGAAUCAGCAACAGGUCAGUUUUUACUUCCCAUGGAAAUCAAAACAAGUAAAGAGUAUUUGAGCCAUCAUGCUCAAGCGGCACUUUAUUCUCUAUUAUUUAAGGACAGGUACAACGCUAAUAUUUCAUCCUUUCUUAUGGUUUACACUUCUGAGGAAGGCUCAACCAAAAAACAUGAUAUAUCUAUUCCUGACCUCAGAUCGUUGGUAAACUUGAGAAAUCGAAUUUCACCUUACAUAAAAAGUGGUACUCGUGAGUUGCCUGAUAUUAUGAGGCAGCAAAAGUGUGAUAACUGUGUGAUUCAAAGCAGCUGUAUGACUGUCAACUAUCUACUUGAACAUGGAACACCUGAGAAUAGUGGUUUGAAUGAUGGCGUUUACGAAGACUUAACAGAACACUUAGUUCAAAGGCAGGAGUAUUCGGAUUAUCUCAAUUACUGGGAUGACCUUUUGACGAGCGAAGAAGAAUUUGUUUCCCGAUUCAAUAAAGAUUUAUGGAUUUUAACAUCUAAGGAAAGAGAGGAGGAACAAGGAAAGGCUCUUUCCGGAAUGAUAAUUACAGAAAAGUCUGAAUUUGUUGAUAACACAUCUGAAUUCAUUUACAAGUUUCAAAGGCGCGAUUUCAAAAAUAUUCGACCUAUUGAUGCCACCAUCAUAUCGAAAUAUGAUAGAGUGAUCAUCAGCGAUGAAUCAGGACAUUUUGCAUUAGCCCAGGGUUUUGUGAAGCAUAUCGAUUGUGGUUGUAUCAUCAUCCUGACAAGGAGAAAACUAGUUCUGACUGAAGUGAAGAACGAUCGUUUUCAUAGGGCAGCAGUUUUAAGACCCACUCAAUCCCAAUCUCCACAAGGGACGCAAACCGAGACGGUCAUUUUCAGAAUUGAUAAGGAUGAAAUGUUUUACGGUAUGGGAGUCGCCAGAUUUAAUAUUUUGAACCUUUUUCUUAGAGAUGGUGAUACUAAAAGAAGGAAGUUGAUUGUUGAUCUUGAUACUCCACGCUUUUCCCCCGUACCGGUGGCGAAUGUUAAGAAGGAUCAUUUUAACAGCGACCAAAUUAGAGCAUUUAACAAGGUGUUCCAAACUAAAGAUUAUUGUUUGAUUUUAGGUAUGCCUGGAACAGGUAAGACAACUGUUAUUGCACAUCUUAUUCGCAUGCUUGUGGAGGAAAAAAAGUCGGUACUUUUGUCCUCAUACACAAACUCUGCGGUAGAUAACAUUUUACUCAAGGUUAAAGAAUUUGGAAUCGAUUUCAUUCGGAUAGGUAAUACAUCCAGGGUUCACCCAGAUAUUCGUCCUUAUAUUCCUGGAUCAGACGAAAAAUGUGUCGAAAACUACGAAGAUUUUAUACGCAUUUACCAAAAACCGCUUGUUGUGGCAGCAACUUGCUUAAGUAUGAGAGAUUUGGCCUUCAAUGUUAGGGAGAGAUUUGAUUACUGCAUUGUUGAUGAAGCAUCUCAAGUUUCUAUGCCAUUGAGUUUGGGUCCUUUAUCAAGGUGCGAUAAAUUUGUUUUGGUAGGAGACCAUUAUCAACUUCCCCCUUUAGUUGUCCAUCCAAAUGUUAACGUUAAGAAGGGUCUUUCGCGGUCGUUGUUUCAAAUAUUAGCGGAUGAGCAUCCUCAAAGCAUAGUGGAAUUGUCAUUUCAGUACCGUAUGUGCAAAGAAAUAAUGCUCAUUUCGAAUGCCUUGGUGUACAAUAAUAGAUUGCAAUGUGGAUCUGAGACUGUUGCAAAACAGUCUCUCACAAUCCCAAAUCCAGAAGCCCUUGCCGCAUAUAUUGAUCCAAGAAGCCCUUUGCUGCAUAGAUGGCUCUCUGAUGUGUUCAAGCCAGAGAACAAGGUUUUGUUUCUAAACCAUGAUAAUAUGAACGCAUAUGAGCGUAAAGUUGGAGAAAACGUUUCUAACUUAGUUGAGGUUGAAUUGAUUAGGCAAAUUGUCGAGUCGUUGUGUCUUUGUGGAGUUGAUGAAUCUAAAAUUGGUGUAAUGACGCUUUACAGGUCCCAAUUAAAACUCCUUGUACAAUGCUUUAAACACAGACCACGUCUUGAGAUAUUGACAGCUGAUCGAUUUCAAGGUCGAGAUAAGGAAUGCAUCAUCAUCUCAUUUGUGAGAUCUAAUAAGGAAAAGAGAGUCGGUGAUCUACUCAAGGACUGGAGAAGGGUGAAUGUAGCGGUGACAAGAGCCCGUUCUAAAUUAAUUACGGUAGCAUCAAAGUCUACCCUUUCGCAUGCGGACUCCAUCAAGGACUUUGUGUACUUAGCGGAGCAGAAAAAUUGGAUCUACAAUUUACCAUCUUCAGCAUAUCAUGUCUAUCAAUUACCGAAACCCAAGGACAACUUCGCAUCGCAAGAGAUUAAAAAACAACCUAUAAAAUUUGGAGAAAAGAUUAUAAGCAAACACCCAGUGGUGAAAGAUAUUUUAUCGGAUAUGAAUGCCAUUAAUUAA
Messenger RNA from Clavispora lusitaniae ATCC 42720, 4470 nucleotides. It is a transcript of the gene DNA2, whose product is annotated as bifunctional ATP-dependent DNA helicase/ssDNA endodeoxyribonuclease. Gene Ontology annotation, molecular function: single-stranded DNA helicase activity; 5'-flap endonuclease activity. Gene Ontology annotation, cellular component: cytoplasm. Lineage: Eukaryota; Fungi; Ascomycota; Pichiomycetes; Serinales; Metschnikowiaceae. The record is from RefSeq and is a predicted model, not a curated record. Gene Ontology annotation, biological process: replication fork reversal.